CCCGCAUUCCUCGCGCUUCGCCACGGCGCCUCCCUACUGAAACAUGUCGGCUCCUACGGAUUCGACCACGAACGGUGGUAGCGCCGCUCCUGGUAACGACUCGGGCCUCGAGCAACCUACCGAUGCUGUGCAGAUGAAGAAUAUCCCUCAGACAUCUGAGGCGGAUGAGAAGCCUGGAGACGAGGCGAUAACCGAUGCGGCCAAGGACACUCCUGCCGUCGCGACGCCAUCUGCCGACCCUGAAUCUACUGACCAAGCCAAGACAUCUGCUGUGGACUCAUCAUCAAAAGGCAAGCAGAUUGACAAUACUCCUGAGUCUGCGGAAAAGAUUGAAGAGUCAGUCAUGGCCAUCGGCCCUGCUGAAGAGGAGAUCAAGCCGGCUGGAUCUGGUCCUGAUGGCCCAGUUUGCAACAUUACCUUGCUGCUAGCGUCUGGUGGCCGACACCCAUACAAGAUUGACGCGAAAUAUCUGAGCAGAAGGCACGUCGCCAUGCCCGACCAGGAUGAGAGCGGUAACCCCGAUCCUUUCAGCAUCAGCAUCUACACAUUGAAGGAAUUGAUUUUGCGGGAGUGGAGAUCCGACUGGGAGGCCAAGCCGGCCAGUCCCAGCAGCAUACGGCUGAUCCAUUUUGGCAAACUGCUGGAUGACAAGGAGCAGCUGAAGAAAUAUCAGUUCAGUCCCGAUAGCCCCAAUGUGGUCCACAUGAGCAUCCGGCCCCAGGAUCUUGAUGAGGAGGAACCCAAGUCUGGCAGCAAGAGCCUCCCUACUGGCGCCACAGAUGGGGACCGCGUACGAGAGGGCCGUUGCUGUGUCAUUCUAUAAAGCAAUCCUAGCGUGUGGUACGAACAGCGCUGACUGUUUCGUAUUUUGUGCUUUCUCUUGUUGAAACAUACGGUGGCAAUUAUACGUGUUCGGACGCUACAAGGAUGUGUUUGCAUAGACCCUUGUCUUUUGAGACGGGUAUCUGGGCCAGUGCUCAAGUGGUUUCUGAAGUUGCACUGACUUGCGUGAAAGCACUCAGCGAUUCAGCACCACCUGUGCGCGAAAGAGCCCAGUGUCUCUCAUUCAUAUUUGCCUGCUGUUUUUGCAGCUGCUUUAUGCUGCCUUGAGCUUUUUAGUACUCCCUCCCCCUUUUGCGUGUGUUUUAUUAUUGGUUUUAUUUUAUUUUAUUUUACUUUAUUUUAUUUUUCGUUUAGCCAUUCAGGGAAGCAGCGCGAUGGGAAUUCAAGACGCGGAAGAAUUGGGAAAAUAGGGAGUCAUAACCGGCGCAUCAUCAUGUCAUUGCUUCAUGUACAAUUGUAACCUCUGCUUCGGUUCUCAUACGCUCUUUUUUUUACUUAAUAGUAGUGGACUUAGUCCCCAGAAACGGGGAUGACUGUUGCUAUAGCAGGAUAGAAAUGCAGAACAUAUUAUUAUC
Molecule: messenger RNA, 1418 nt
Organism: Trichoderma virens Gv29-8
Lineage: Eukaryota; Fungi; Ascomycota; Sordariomycetes; Hypocreales; Hypocreaceae
Exons: 3
Coding region: 44-823 (259 amino acids)
Source: RefSeq, a predicted model, not a curated record